Symbiodinium sp. CCMP2592 is the source of this 1020-nucleotide messenger RNA. The record is from the annotation of a GenBank genome assembly. Lineage: Eukaryota; Dinophyceae; Suessiales; Symbiodiniaceae.
AUGGCUCUUGCGUUCACGGCCCCAGGGUCGGCGGCAUACCCCAAAGUGACGCAGUGGAAGAGUGCAGCAAGCGGAAGUGUUCCAAAGACUCCGUCUACCCACAGCGGCCGCGGCCAGAGUGUCAUGGCCAUCUCCAUGGCGACUUUGACAUUUGUUGGAAAGAUGCAGAAGAGGCCGACGCCAUCCGGCACCAACAUGCUCUCUGAAACAGCUGAGACACCCGAAAGCCCCAGCAAGAGCAACAACACGUAUGCCUACAAUUUGGUGAAGCUCUGCCUGGUGAUCACCUUGGUGCCUUUCCUGUUCUGCUUGGGCAACUUCUCCUAUGAUCGGUCUUUGAGUGACUUCGACCUUGAGUAUGGGCCACACCUGUCUCAUCCAGCUUUGAGGACCACCUCAACCAUCCAGGCCAUCAUGGUAUUCGCCGCUUUGUUCUGGCGUGAGAAGAAUCGCAGCGAUCCAAUUGACAGACUCUUUUCUUGGCUCUUUGUGCCAGAAGCUGUCACACAUAUCUUGCUGCACUUUUUUAGCCAUCAUUUGCCAUAUGCAAACUUCGCCUUUGCUUACGCAUUCAGUGCUGGAAUUGCGCUUCCGGGCUUUCUGUCGCUGCUCUGCUACGUGCCGAAAGACAAGAAGUUGCCUUGGGCGUAUCUCGUGCUGUAUGUAGCAACACAGAUUCCGAUUGUUGCGGGGUUAACCAACAUGGUGGGCCCGGCGAAGAUGAGAUUGAAUUAUGCAAACAUCAACACGGCAUGCAUUACAUCCCCCUUCUUCUACGGCAUCCUGAAGCGAUGGAAUGAUGUUCCCAAAAGUCCUGUGAUCCUUGCUACAUUGACCAUAAGCUACCAAGUUGCCAUGGGCAUCAUGGGCCCCAUCACAGGUGCUUCGGAUCUAAAGCUUUAUGAUCCAUCGUGCAUCUUUCAACAUGGAGUGGUGGACAUCGGCUUUGGGAUUGCGUAUGCCGUGUCGAUCAUUUGUGGCGUUUUCAAGCCCGGUGUUCCACGACCUGCAUGGGACUGA